Molecule: messenger RNA, 1569 nt
Organism: Amphibalanus amphitrite
Lineage: Eukaryota; Metazoa; Arthropoda; Thecostraca; Balanomorpha; Balanidae
Product: serine/threonine-protein phosphatase 6 regulatory subunit 3-like
Exons: 9
Coding region: 94-1485 (463 amino acids)
Cellular component (GO): cytosol; nucleus
Molecular function (GO): protein phosphatase regulator activity; protein phosphatase binding
Source: RefSeq, a predicted model, not a curated record
UUUUGUAAACCUCCAUUCAUUUAUAUACGGAGUUUAUAACCGUGUCCGUCGUUUAGUACAAUAUUUCUGUUGAAUUUAGGUAAAGAUUGUACAAUGUAUUGGAAGUUUCAUGCUGCGCCUUCAGCAAGAGUAGCUGAGCUCCUAAAUAAAGAGGAUGUCACAUUAGAAGAAUUGUUGGAUGAAGAGGAUAUCAUACAAGAAUGCAAAGCUCAAAAUAGCAAUGUGAUAGACUUUCUGGUGCAGCCCGAGGUGAUGAUGGCCCUCGUGUCUCACAUGGUGACCGAGCCGGACCCGACCGGCGACGUGGCCUCCCAGUACCGCUACGCCAACAUGGCCUCGGAGAUCGUCACGUGCAACGUGCCGGCCAUUAUCGACCAGCUGGCUGGCGAGCGGCCGCUGCUGCGGCGGCUCUACAGCCUGCUGGAGUGUGAGCCGCCGCUGAACCCGCUGCUGGCCAGCUACUUCAGCCGCACGCUGGCGCUGCUGAUCGUACGGCGGCCCGGCCAGAGCUGGUACUCGUAUCAAUUCAACUGCCUCCAGGUGUUAGAAUUUCUCAAGUCGAUGGACACGUUCAUUGACCUGGUGCUGCGCCACCUGGGUACGUCGGCAAUCAUGGACCUCACGUGCAACCUCAUCUCGGGCAUCGAGGCGCCAGAGUAUCGCCAGAACGCGCUCAAUUGGCUCAACGACCAGCGGCUGGUGCAGCGGCUGGCCGAGCUGAUGGCCGACGGAGAGCACCCCGACCGGCAGGCCAACGCCGGACAGGUCAUCAUGUCGGUGGUGAGCUGCGCGCGCCAGAUGGCUCAGCAGCUCGGCCCCGGAGAGAAGGAGCCCAACCCGCUCGUCUCCACCAUCGAAACGACGGAGUUUGUGUCGUCGGUGCUGGACGGCGUGCUGGGCCCGGCGCGCACAGAGGCCGGCCUGGUGAACGCGUUCCUGGUGCUGCGGCUGCUGCUGGACACGGGCCGGCCCGGCGCGCCCUACGCCCAGAACGAGGCUGACGAGGAGGUGCCGCCGGAGGAGCCGGCCAGCGUGCAGGCGGUGGCGGACGCGCUGCUGCCGCGGCUGGCCGACUGUCACCGGCUGCUGCUGGAGCCGCCGCCGCGGCCCGCCGUGCCCACCACGUGCGGCCGUCUGGAGCCGCCGCUGGGCGCCACCCGGCUGCAGGUGGCGCGCCUGACCACGGCACUGCUGGCCGCCAACCGGCACCCGGUCAACUGCCGGCUGGCGCAGCUCGGCACCAUCGACCUGCUCCUGGACCUGUUCUUCCAGUACACUCUAAACAACUUCCUUCACUCGCAAGUAGAGCAAAGUAUCGCGCUCAUCCUAGAGGCUGAGCCACAGGAAAGUGAAGAAGGCAAGAGUUGCCACCCACUUCUAGUACAUAUUUUCACAAAGACAAAGCUAGUGCAGAGGAUACUUCAGGGAAUGGAGGAGCCUCAGACAAACGGCGAAUCGUCCGAACAAAAACGGUAUGUAAAAUAGCGCUCUUGUUCACAUUCGUUUCUUUCGUAAUUGCACUUAUUUUUCAUGGACAGUCGGAAACACUUUUUAAAUAUAACCGCAUUA